UCAUCACCUCUUCAUCCCACCCCCCCGCAUAUAUGAGGGCACCGCUGCUCUUUUUAGACUCAUCUGUCGGACUGAGUCCAGCUGUGACAAACCUUCGAAAUCAGACCGAGUUCGACUGCAUCGAAUCCGGGAACACAAUUUUACCACGAUGAUGCUGUAUCUGUUACUCCUCCAGCUGGUCCUGGCUCCAGCCCUUUUGGUGUCCGCUGAGGACUACUGGGAUGGGUGGGGUGCAUACGGACCAUGCAGUCGGACUUGCGGCGGUGGUGUAAUGGUCAAAAGCAGACGCUGCAUCACCCACAGGAAUGACGGAGGCCACAACUGUGUUGGACCUGACAAGUCUUAUCUGGCCUGUAACACCGAGGAGUGUCCCGCGGGAACCAAGGAUUACCGCGAGGAGCAAUGCUCCCAGUUUGACGGGACUGACUUCAAGGGGUCACGCUACGUCUGGGUGCCUUAUUACGGAGCCGAGAACCCCUGUGAGCUGAACUGUGUGCCAAAGGGAGACAACUUUGUCUACCGCCACAGUGCCACCGUUAAGGAUGGGACACCUUGCCACCCUGGACGCCCUGACAUUUGCGUGGACGGAGUCUGCAGGCGCAUGGGCUGCGACAACGUGCUGGACUCCCGUGUGGAAGAGGACCCCUGCCUGCAGUGUGGAGGCCACGGACAGUCCUGCUCGCUGGUCAAGAACACCUUCAACACGCAGCGUCUAGCCCACGGUUACAAUCAGAUGUUCACCAUCCCCGCUGGAGCCACCUCUAUCAGCAUCAGAGAGAAACGCCCCUCACGCAAUUACCUUGCCGUCAGGAACCUGCAAGGAGAUUACUACCUGAACGGCCACUGGCUCCUGGAGUCCACCCGUGCCACCCACAUUGCCGGCACCAAGCUGUUCUACCAAAGAGGCGUAGAGGGCGACAACAUUCCCGAGACCAUCAUCGGCCGCGGACCCACCACCGAGCCCCUUGUCGUGGAGUUGAUCAGCCAGGAGCCCAACCAGGGUGUGGAGUACGAGUACUACCUUCCCGUGGGACACCCCACAGAGGGAUACUCGUGGAGUUUCGGAUCUUGGUCUGCCUGCACCAAAGAGUGCGGAUCAGGCCACCAGUCCAGAGCCGUCUACUGCUCCAUCGACAACGAGGUCGUGCCCGACUACCUGUGCGUGUACUACGCCCGGCCCGAGAACAACAGAACCUGCAACGUUCAGGCCUGCCCUGUCACCCACUCCUGGAGAACCGGCGAGUGGAAUGACUGCGACGCCCCAUGCGGAGGUGGCUUCCAGUACCGCGGCGUGGACUGUCUGUAUAAUGACGAGUCAGGACCCCGUGUGGUCGAGGAUGCCUACUGCGCUCAGUACAGUCAGGCACCCACAGACCAGCAGAAAUGCAACAUGCAGGCCUGUCCUGACUACGGAAGAGCGAUCAUUUCCUACAUCCCCGCUGAGAACGCCGUCCAGUGCCGCACCACCACCUACGGGUGCUGCUACGACCGCACCACCCCCGCAGCUGGGCCCAAUGGAGAGGGCUGCCGCGACCCACCUGCUCCUUACGAGCGCUCCAUCUGCUCUCUGCCUAAGGCUGCCGGAUCCUGCGCCAGCUGGACCGCUCGCUUCUUCUUCAAUGUUCUAACGAACAAGUGUACCGAGUUCUGGUAUGGAGGCUGCCAUGGCAACAGCAACCAUUUUGCAACAGAAGAGGAGUGCCACAGGGUUUGCCACGAGCCCAAUGGCGCAGCAAAUGGAAAUGGCAACAAUGGAAAUGGAAACGGAAAUGGCGAUGGUGACUCAAACGGAAAUGGAAACGGUAACGGCCAUACCAAUGGAAAUGGAAACGAGAAUGGCAAUGGAAAUGGAAAUGGUGAGCACGACAACGGAAAUGGAAACGGUAACGGCCACACCAAUGGAAAUGGAAACGAGAAUGGCAAUGGAAAUGGAAAUGGUGAGCACGACAACGGAAAUGGAAACGGUAACGGCCACACCAAUGGAAAUGGAAAUGAGAAUGGCAAUGGAAAUGGAAAUGGUGAGCACGACAACGGAAAUGGAAAUGGUAAUGGCCAUGCCAACGGAAACGGUAACGGUAAUGGCCGUUCAAAUGGAAAUGGAAACGGUAACGGCCGCACCAAUGGAAACGGUAAUGGCCACUCAAAUGGAAAUGGAAACGGUAACGGCCGGCGAAAUGGAAAUGGAAACGGCCGCACCAACGGAAACGGUAAUGGACACUCAAAUGGAAAUGGAAAUGGUAAUGGCCUCACAAAUGGAAAUGGAAACGGUAACGGCCGUACCAACGGAAACGGUAAUGGCAACGGCCGCACAAAUGGAAAUGGAAAUGGCCACUCAAAUGGAAACGGUAAUGGCAACGGCCGCACAAAUGGAAAUGGUAAUGGCCACUCAAAUGGAAAUGGAAACGGUAACGGCCGCACCAACGGAAACGGUAAUGGCAACGGCCGCACAAAUGGAAAUGGUAAUGGCCACUCAAAUGGAAAUGGAAACGGUAAUGGGCUCACAAAUGGAAAUGGAAAUGGUAACGGCCGCACCAACGGAAAUGGUAAUGGCAACGGACGCACAAAUGGAAACGGUAAUGGUCGCACAAAUGGAAACGGUAAUGGCCACUCAAAUGGAAAUGGAAACGGUAAUGGGCUCACAAAUGGAAAUGGAAAUGGUAACGGCCGCACCAACGGAAAUGGUAAUGGCAACGGACGCACAAAUGGAAACGGUAAUGGUAACGGUUACGCAAAUGGAAAUGGAAACGGUAACGGCCGCAUCAAUGGAAACGGCAAUGGCAAUGGUAACGGUAAUGGUUUUUCAAAUGGAAACGGUAACGGCCACACCAAUGGAAACGGCAAUGGCAACGGUAAUGGUUAUUCUAAUGGAAACGGUAACGGCCGUCCCAACGGAAACGGAAAUGGUAAUGGCCGCACCAACGGAAAUGGUAAUGGUUACUCUAACGGAAACGGAAAUGGAAACGGAAAUGGUAAUGGCCGCACCAACGGUAAUGGUUACUUAAAUGGAAAUGGAAAUGGUAUCGGCCACACAAAUGGUAAUGGUCACGAGAAUGGCAAUGGAAAUGGUGAGCACGACAAUGGAAAUGGAAAUGGUAACGGCAACGGUCAUUCCAACGGAAAUGGAAACGGUAAUGGGAACGGCCACUACAACGGCAAUGGAAAUGGUGAGCACGACAACGGAAACGGUAAUGGUAACGGAAACGACCACUCCAACGGCAAUGGAAAUGGUGAGCAUGACAACGGAAACGGACAUGACGACUCCAACGGCAAUGGAAAUGGUGAGCACGACAACGGAAAUGGAAACGGCCACACCAACGGCAAUGGAAAUGGUGAGCAUGACAACGGAAACGGUAAUGGUAACGGAAACGACUACUCCAACGGCAAUGGAAAUGGUGAGCACGACAACGGAAACGGACAUGACGACUCCAACGGCAAUGGAAAUGGCGAGCACGACAACGGAAAUGGACAUGACGACUCCAACGGCAAUGGAAAUGGUGAGCACGACAACGGAAAUGGAAACGGCCACUCCAACGGCAAUGGAAAUGGUGAGCACGACAACGGAAAUGGAAACGGCCACACCAACGGCAAUGGAAAUGGUGAGCAUGACAACGGAAACGGUAAUGGUAACGGAAACGACUACUCCAACGGCAAUGGAAAUGGUGAGCACGACAACGGAAACGGACAUGACGACUCCAACGGCAAUGGAAAUGGUGAGCACGACAACGGAAAUGGACAUGACGACUCCAACGGCAAUGGAAAUGGUGAGCACGACAACGGAAAUGGAAACGGCCACUCCAACGGCAAUGGAAAUGGUGAGCACGACAACGGAAACGGCAAUGGUAACGGAAACGGCCACUCCAACGGAAACGGCAAUGGCCGCUCCAAUGGCAAUGGAAACGGUAAUGGCAACGGAAAUGGAAACGGCCACUCCAACGGAAAUGGGAAUGGUGAGCACGACAAUGGAAACGGUAACGGAAACGGAAACGGACACUCAAACGGAUAUGGACAGCGUUCCAACGGAAACGGCAACGGCCGCUCCAAUGGCAACGGAAACGGUAAUGGAAACGGCCACUCCAACGGAAACGGAAAUGGUGAGGAGGACAAUGGAAACGGAAACGGUGAGAACAGAAAUGGAAAUGGCCGCUCCAAUGGCUACCGCUUCAAGAUAGCCUCCCGCGUGGCCCACACUGCCCACAAGGCCCGAGUCUACAUGAAGGCCCGCAAGCCUUACUUUAUCACCGUGAAAAAGCACUACAUCCCUGGGGCCAGUUUGACUUUGCAAGCCCAGGUCAGGAUCGACCAGUCGGACCCGUCCUCCGUGGAAGCCCUAGUGGGCCAGACGGUGGUCCUGCCCUGCAGAGUCAGCCCGCCUCCAUCGCCAUCGUCGUGGUCAUCCAGUGCAGCCGUGGUGGUCGAGUGGAGGAAGGAUGGAGCCGUGCUGACGUCACACAGACAACAGCAGCAGCCCAACGGUUCCUUGCUCCUCGGACCCGUCAGCAAGUCAGACGCCGGCUGGUUCUUGUGCGUGGCCACCAGGGAGCAGGAGAGGGACCACCGCUACGUUUACCUGACCGUCUCAGAGGGGCCGUCCCAGCCGCAGCCCACCACAUCGCCGACGGACAAACUCUCACCAGGGUUCACCCUGGAGCGCUCGGCGCCAUCUUUGCUGGAAACGCGGGCGGGAAACGCGGCCCGACUGUCGUGCACCGUCGUACCCGCGGCCGCACUGCCGUUCGUCAGUAUACAGUGGACGCGGGACGGACGUACGAUCAGCGACUCCAGGUUUGUCCAGCAGUCAGAUGGCGCACUGCUCAUCGAGUCGCUCCGGACGGAGGACGCCGGCAUUUACACUUGCUCCGCCUCUACGCAGCACCAGCUGGAGCAAAGACGCGUACAGCUCAGAGUCCAAGCCGCCGUGCGGAUCACCAAAGCUCCUGACAACAUCCAGGUCCCUGAAGGCAGCACAGCCCUGCUGCCCUGCGUGGCGUCGGGAGACAACGUCAGCAUCGGCUGGUCCAGGAAUGGCGUCCCGGUGCGUCCAGAUGGGCGUAAGGUUCAGGUGUCACCCGACGGGAGCCUGAUCCUGAACAAUGUGCAGGCAUUCGAUGAGGGCACGUACACGUGCAACGCUUAUGCUGGCGUUUACUCUGUCAGUGCCACAGCUGACGUGCGCAUCGCUAAAGAUGGCCAUACAGGCAUAUUGGUGACAUCAUCAUCAUCAUCAUCGUCAGUGGGAACGCCGUGCUUGGACCAGCCCAAGCUAGCCAACUGCGAACUGGUGGUCUACGCCCGCAUGUGCACCAACCCGUACUACGCCGCCUUCUGCUGUGCCAGCUGUGCCCGGCAAGCACGGAGUGGGGACAGGUUAGCUCAGUGACUCUGUGGUGCCAAAAAAGUCAGCGCUCUGGGCUAAUCCAACGUUAUCAUCAAGUAGAAGAAGUUUUAUUGUCAUUUCAUCAUAUU
Hippocampus comes (tiger tail seahorse) is the source of this 5463-nucleotide messenger RNA. RefSeq names its product papilin a, proteoglycan-like sulfated glycoprotein (gene paplna). Gene Ontology annotation, molecular function: metalloendopeptidase activity; serine-type endopeptidase inhibitor activity. Lineage: Eukaryota; Metazoa; Chordata; Actinopteri; Syngnathiformes; Syngnathidae. Gene Ontology annotation, cellular component: extracellular matrix. Gene Ontology annotation, biological process: extracellular matrix organization; proteolysis. Bases 149 to 5377 code for a protein of 1742 amino acids. The record is from RefSeq and is a predicted model, not a curated record. The transcript is spliced from 28 exons.